GCGACGUUACGCCCCCGCCAUUUUGUUUCACCGGGAGUAAAGAAAGCCACCGGAGCAUCAGCGGCGCGGUUCUGUUCCCUUUUUCUCCACAGAACCAUCCGUCAUCACGGCACAGCAGCAUCGUGCACCCGCCUUUGACUUCGCAUGAUGUCUGGAGACAUGGCCGCCGAUCAUGUAAAUGGGAAUGGCACAGAGGAGCCGAUGGACACUACAGCGGAGGUGACCCACUCUGAACAUUUCAAUGCUUUACUGGAAGCUGGAUUACCUCAGCAGGUCGCUGAGAAGUUAGAUGAACUUUAUGUAGCAGGACUAUUAGCACACAGUGAUCUCGACGAAAGGGCGAUUGAAGCCUUGAAAGAAUUCAAUGAGGAGGGGGCGAUGCAAGUGCUGGUGCAGUUCAAAGACAGCGACCUGUCGCAUGUGCAGAACAAAAGUGCCUUUCUCUGUGGAGUGAUGAAGACUUACAGGCAGAGGGAGAAACAAGGGACUAAAGUUGCAGACUCCACCAAAGGACCGGACGAAGCUAAAAUCAAAGAACUCCUGGACAGAACAGAGUACACGCUUGACGUAACGACCGGACAGAGAAAGUACGGCGGCCCGCCCCCUGAGUCGGUCUACGCGGGCCAUCAGCCCACAGUUGGAACGGAGAUAUUUGUUGGGAAGAUUCCCCGCGACUUAUUUGAAGAUGAGCUGGUUCCUCUCUUUGAGAAGGCCGGGCCCAUCUGGGACCUGCGGCUAAUGAUGGACCCGCUGACCGGGUUGAACAGAGGCUAUGCCUUCGUCACGUUCUGUACGAAAGAAGCAACGCAGGAGGCGGUGAAGCUGUGUAAUAACUUUGAGAUCCGCCCUGGAAAGCAGAUCGGUGUGUGUAUAUCCGUCGCCAACAACAGGCUAUUUGUCGGCUCCAUCCCCAAGAGUAAAACGAAGGAGCAGAUCGUGGAGGAGUUUGCAAAAGUCACAGAGGGACUCAGCGACGUCAUACUGUACCAUCAACCUGACGACAAGAAGAAGAACCGCGGCUUCUGUUUCCUGGAGUACGAAGACCACAAAACAGCGGCCCAGGCCCGGCGCCGGCUAAUGAGUGGGAAAGUCAAGGUGUGGGGCAACGUGGUGACAGUGGAGUGGGCCGAUCCCAUCGAAGACCCGGACCCAGAGGUCAUGGCCAAGGUGAAGGUUUUAUUUGUCAGAAAUCUGGCCAAUGGCGUUACAGAGGAAAUCCUGGAGAAGUCCUUCAGUCAGUUUGGAAAACUGGAGCGAGUGAAGAAGCCCAAAGACUACGCUUUCAUCCACUUUGAGGAGCGGGACGAUGCAGUCAAGGCACUGGAGGAAAUGAACGGUAAAGAGCUGGAGGGAGAGCCCAUUGAGAUCGUUUUUGCCAAACCACCAGAUCAGAAGAGGAAGGAGCGCAAAGCCCAGAGACAGGCGGCCAAAACGCAAAUGUAUGAUGAUUACUACUACUACCCUCAGCACAUGCCGCCGCCUGUGAGAGGCAGAGGCAGGGGUGGUAACCGGGGCGGCUAUUCUUCUUACCCCCCGGACUACUACGGUGGUUACGAGGACUACUACGACUAUUAUGGCUAUGACUACCACAACUACCGCGGUGGCUACGAAGACCCCUACUAUGGCUACGAUGACUUCCAGGCUCCGAGCCGAGGGCGCGGUGGCAGCCGAGGCUCGCGGGGCGGAUCCUCUCCAGGCCGAGGGCGUGGCGGGGCCGGUGCACCCAGAGGCCGUGCCAGCUUCCCCCAGCGAGGCGGACCGGGACCAGGCCGCGGCGGACGGGGCGUGAGAGGAGGCGGAGCGGGAGGAGGAGUGCAGCCGAGAGGGCGCGGAGGGGUACGUGGUGCACGGGGUGGCCGCGGUGGAAAUGUAGGAGGAAAGCGCAAAGCUGACGGGUACAACCAGCCAGAUUCCAAGCGUCGCCAGACCAAUAAUCAGAACUGGGGCUCUCAACCCAUUGCUCAGCAACCGCUCCAAGGUGGUGAUCAUUCUGCAGGGCAAAGAGGUCGAGGCUGGUCCUGACGUGUCACUAUGAGGACUGACCAGCGUCCGGCGUUGUCACGCUGCAGGCUGCCACUGGGGGAUGGAAUGGUAAGGUCACCUGACUCAGUGGUCCAGUCGUAUUCCAGCCCUUUUUUUCCUUUUUUCUUUUCUUUUGCCCCCUCUGAAGCUGCCGUGCUGUACAAGAUAAUCACAAAACAGGAGCUGUGACUUUGGGAGUGGAUCACGUUUUUCUUUUUGUGUGGCGUCACCACGGACGGAUGGAUGGACGUCCUCCUGGAAAAGCACUUUUUUUUAAUCUUAAAGUCUGACUUUCUGAAGUCGGACUCCAUGUGACGUGAUAAUCUGAUUAUCAGGUCGCUAACGUGAGACGAUCGUUGCAAAGCUGGACACUCCAGGAUAACGGUUCUCUACAGAUGUGAUCAUGUGAUGCUGGCCGUGGGCUUGUUAGCUACCUCAGUUUCAAGGACUCGCUGGAGGCAGAGCUCCGCCCCCUCUGGCCCUGCCACGCCCACUCACUCACGCACGCACAAGAAGCAGCAACAAAUGAAGCACUUAAAGCAAGCGUUUUCACUUCUGAGACAGGAGCUGAUGGACGGAAAAAAAAACAGUCAGUCAUCCUAUGUCUUCCACGGGGAGGGGCAUAUAGUUAAAGGGGUAGUUCAGGAUUUAGAGUAAAAAAAAAAAAUUCACAAAUUUUAGCCACUUAUCAAAAGUCUGUUUAAAAUCUACGAUGUGUUUACGUCACGUCUCUCCUACACCAAAGCCCAUAGAGGAAAUCUGUGAUUUUAGCUCGCGGUAGA
Molecule: messenger RNA, 2804 nt
Organism: Solea senegalensis (Senegalese sole)
Lineage: Eukaryota; Metazoa; Chordata; Actinopteri; Pleuronectiformes; Soleidae
Product: heterogeneous nuclear ribonucleoprotein Q
Exons: 11
Coding region: 145-2022 (625 amino acids)
Biological process (GO): CRD-mediated mRNA stabilization
Cellular component (GO): CRD-mediated mRNA stability complex; ribonucleoprotein complex; nucleus
Molecular function (GO): mRNA 5'-UTR binding
Source: RefSeq, a predicted model, not a curated record